Molecule: messenger RNA, 2137 nt
Organism: Indicator indicator
Lineage: Eukaryota; Metazoa; Chordata; Aves; Piciformes; Indicatoridae
Gene: ZNF276
Product: zinc finger protein 276
Exons: 11
Coding region: 1-1920 (639 amino acids)
Biological process (GO): regulation of transcription by RNA polymerase II
Cellular component (GO): nucleus; kinetochore; chromosome
Molecular function (GO): chromatin insulator sequence binding; zinc ion binding
Source: RefSeq, a predicted model, not a curated record
AUGAAGCGCGAUCGGCGCGGCCGGUUCCUGGCGGCCGCGGGCGGCCCCGGAGCGGCUGCGGCGGCGGCGACCGAGCCCCGGAGGCGGCUCGCUACGGCCCCCCGUGGCAACGAGGCGGCGGCGGCCCAGCCUGAACCUCCCGCGGGGUGGGCCCCGGCGGCUGCCGCCGCCGCCUGGACACGGCCCCCCGCGCUCGGAUCGGCCCCCGAGGCAGGGAUCGGCAGAGCACUGAGCACCGGCUACUGCCGCCUCUGCCACGGGAAGUUCUCCUCCCGGAGCCUGCGCAAUGCCUUCGGGAAGGUGCCAGUGAUGGGGGAGAACUCGGAGAAGCAGCGGCGCGUGGAUCAGGUCUUCUUCGCCGACUUCCAGCGGCUGGUGGGUGUGGCGGUGCGGCAGGACCCGGCCCUGCCCCAGUUCGUCUGCAAGAAGUGCCACGCCCAGUUCUACAAGUGCCGCAGCGUCCUCCGGACCUUCAUCCAGAGGGUCAACGCGUCCCCCACCGGACACCUGAAGUCAAAAGGAAAGAGUGACGCAGCACCAGGCCAGCCAUGUGCCGAAGGAGAUGCCUCCUGCCUGGUGGACCUGAUCACCUCGAGCCCACAGUGCCUGCACAGCCUGGUGACGUGGACGCACACCCACGCCGGCAGCUGCCCGUCGGUGCCCAGCCUGCAGAGCGUCCUCUCCUCCGAGUACUGCGGCAUCAUCCGCGCCGUCUGGGGCUGCGCCCAGGGCCACGACUACGUCAUGGACACGGACUCGGACUGCAGCAGCCUGCUGCUGGACACCGCCUUGGCGGGCAAGCGGGAGCAGGGCGUGGCGCGGCGCUUGACAGACAACGGAGCGGACAAUGACCAGGCCCUUCCUGCUCCCACACCCCAGCAUGCUCCAGGAAGGACCCCUCCUUGCCAGCAGCCUGCAAACAAAGGGGAGGCCUCGUUGCCACCCGAGGUGGAGGACGAGGCGCCGCUGCCACAGGACAGGGAUUCAUCUCACUUGCAACUGGAGAGCGCUGCUGCCUUACAGGAGAAGGUUCUGUCACAGCCCGAGUCACCGCUGAGCAGUGCUGCAGGCCAGUUGAGUGGGAAGCAGGUCCCUUCUGCAACGGCGCAUGAGCGGGUAAAAGACGAGUUCAGUGACCUUUCUGAGGGGGACUUCCUGAGUGAUGAUGAAAAUGAGAAGAAAAAUGUGCAAUCUUCAGAUGACUCCUUCGAGCCUUACCCUGAAAAGAAGGUUUCUAGCAAGAAAAGUGAUGGCAAAAAAACCAAGAAGGCAGAAGAGCCCAAAAUAAGGAAGAAGCCAGGGCCAAAGCCAGGCUGGAAAAAAAAAAUCAAGUGUGAAAGGGAGGAGCUGCCAACCAUUUACAAGUGUCCUUACCAGGGCUGCACAGCUGUCUACAGAGGGGCAGAUGGCAUGAAGAAACACAUCAAAGAGCAUCAUGAGGAGGUUCGGGAGAGGCCUUGUCCUCACCCUGGCUGCAACAAGGUGUUCAUGAUCGACCGGUACCUGCAGCGCCACGUCAAACUCAUCCAUACAGAGGUACGGAACUACAUCUGUGAUGAGUGUGGGCAGACCUUCAAGCAACGCAAACACCUCUCAGUCCACCAGAUGCGGCACUCGGGAGCAAAGCCCCUCCAGUGUGAGAUCUGCGGGUUCCAGUGCCGGCAGCGUGCGUCCCUCAAGUACCACAUGACCAAACACAAAGCCGAGACGGAGCUGGAGUUCGCCUGCGACCAGUGUGGGAAGCGCUUCGAGAAGGCUCAUAACCUUAACGUCCACAUGUCCAUGGUGCACCCUCUGACCCAGACUCAGGACAAAGCCAAGCCACUGGAGCCAGAGCCCAUUCUCCUCCUCGAUCCUUCAGGGACUUCUGAGAGCCAGGCAGUAAAGUCAGAAGUGACUGCACAGCAGGAGCCCACCUGAGGGGACAGGGAAUAGGGGGGGAGCUGUCCCAGUCCAGCCCAGUAGAAACCACAUGGCAGAGUGGAGAUUUUUUUUAAUCUUCCUUUUAGUCUCCCAAAGAACUCGGUGGAAUUAGCUUCAGCUUGCUCAGAAAAAAAAAAAAAAAGCUUGUUCUCAUGCUGUGAUUCUCCAUGCUCAUGUCUGGUCCAGCAGUGUUGUACUCAGAGUCAGUCUAACC